Magnolia sinica is the source of this 2411-nucleotide messenger RNA. RefSeq lists its product as uncharacterized. NCBI's taxonomy places the organism in Eukaryota, Viridiplantae, Streptophyta, Magnoliopsida, Magnoliales, Magnoliaceae. The transcript is spliced from 12 exons. The coding region runs from base 102 to 2159 and encodes 685 amino acids. The record is from RefSeq and is a predicted model, not a curated record.
CAUCUAUCUCCCAUUGCCAACUCUCUCCUCAAAAGAUGCGCUCUGUGGGCCAGGAUCACAUCAGUAGAAUGGACGGUUAGAACAUUCGGUCAUUUGUUGACAUGCACGUGUGUACCACGGCUGAGUGGACCAGAAUCCUCCUCUACAACACCUGUUUUACAGCGGGUAAAACAUUCAGGGACCAGCACGUUGUAUGCGUGAAAUCCCCUCCGUCCAUCAGGAUACUGAACACUUCUAUAGAUUCUCUCGUGGACAAGUUUGAGGUAGGAUUGAAGCCUGAAGUAAAUGACUAUUCUAGGAGGUUGGUGGAGUUUUUCAGCUCAAAGGUGGUUGGUAGCAUAUGCUGUGACCUAGAAGAGAAGAUCAAUGAUGGGUCUUUUAGCCGGUUCACCUUCGAUAUGAUGCUUGCAUGGGAGUGUCCAAGCUCUAAAGAUGAGGAGAUGUACACGGAGAGUGUGGCAAAGGAGAAAGAAGAGCAUUUAAGGGGGAGUGUGGCUCAAGAUCAGGAUGAUGUUCCCCUUUUCUACUCCGACCUCAUGCCACUUCUUGUUGAUGAAGACAGAAGCAUUGGAGAAGAAGCAUUUGUUUGGUUGGUAUCCUUGGUUCCCUUGGUUGCUGAUGUUGCAAAUGCGAGAUUUGCUUUUGAAGCACUAACAGCCCCUACAGCAAAUCGGCUCCAUUUUCCUGCCUAUGAUAGAUAUCUAAAAGAGAUAGACAUGUGCAUCAAGUAUUUGCGUAAACAAACCCCACCGAAAGGUGUGGUGUUAUCCGAUGAUGAGUUCAUAUUGCAUGUGGAGGGGACUGCAAGUACUCAAAGGGUCAUCCGCCAUAUUGGUGGAACCAGUUGGCCAGGUAGACUCACAUUGACCAACUAUGCUCUUUACUUCGAGGCAUCUGGAGUUAUAUCAUAUGAAAAUGCAUUGAAGAUUGAUCUCUCAAGAAAGGACGUUGACCACAAAGUAAGUCCAACUUUGACGGGUCCUUGGGGUGCUCCUCUUUUCGACAAGGCAAUGACCUACGAGUCUUCCCAGUUAUCAGAAUGUGUGGUGUUGGAGUUCCCAGAGAUGACAAGCUCAACUAGGCGCGACCACUGGCUUAGUAUCACAAAGGAAGUUAUCUUGUUGCAUACGUUCUUAUCAAAAUUCAUGUUCGAACUUCCGCUACAAACGUGGGAGAUGAAUGCAAGGACAAUCUUAGGUAUCUUGAGGCUUCAUGCAGCACGAGAGAUGUUACGGAUAUCGCCCCCGAUUCCGAACAAUUUCCUGAUCUUUUGCUUGUUUGAUGAGUUGCCUAAGGGAGACUAUGUAUUGGAAGAGCUAUACAAUGGUUUGAAACAGAUGAAUUGCAUACCACCAUGGAGUGCUACCUAUAUUCUAAAGAGCUUGAACAUGUCCCACCCAAGUGUUUCUAGCAUGGAUGUUAAAGAAGGUUUUGAGGAACGUAUAGGCGGCCCAGAGGAGGCGGACAAUCUGACAUCUCUAGAGACAGCAAUUAAUCAAGUAAGAGAGGAAGCGAAGGAGGUAAGUAUUGCUAAGGCUAGUGUGGAAGGGAUAAAAGAGGAAGGGAUCAGCGAUUCAGUUCUUGUUCUGAUGGAGCUUCUAAGUCCACUUAAAAAUGUAUUAGCAUGGUUUCAAGGAAUUCUCACAUGGAAGAGACCAGCAGUCACCCUCUUCAUACUUUCCGUGACUAUGGUCAUCAUCUACAAGGAGUGGAUAGGAUAUACUAUUGCAGCAUGUUUGGUGUCGGCAGUGGGAACAAUGCUAUGGGCUAGGCAUAGAAGAAUAAAAGACAGAUGCACUGAAAUUGUAGUAUACACUUCCUCCGAUCAGUCGACUGUGGAAAGCAUUGUGUCUGCUCAUCAUGGAUUGAAGAGAUUCAAGGAGAUAGCCCGAAUGACCAACAUCACAAUAUUGAAAAUCCAUUCCAUUUUGGUAUCGAAAGCCCCAAAGCAUGCAGAUUUGGUGAUGUCAGUUAUGAUCGGAGCUGUGGCCUUGUUAGCAGUGGUCCCAUUCAAGUUCAUCAUCAUGGUCACGGUUUUGUAUUGCUUUAUGAUGAAUACAAAGAUUGCAAAAUCCAUGUCUGAUACAGAAGGCGAGAGGCGAAUGAGGGAGUGGUGGAACUCAAUCCCGUUACUGUGUUUAAUUGGUGGAAGGAUGUGAAAGUUGAUGAGCAUGUGUCAUAUUGGCGGAAAAAGAAACGGAUGGAAAGUUCAUAGAGAUGGGCAUCUGCAAAUGUGUGAAGCGGCCGGUUUGAUUCCUAUUCAUUGGUUUCAAAUUGGUUUCAAAUGUUGAAAGGCAGAUUGGUCUGAGGUACUACUUGGGUAGUCUCUUUCUCUUCUUCCCACCCUUUCUUUCUUUGAACCUUGUCAAUGAUUGAACUAACAAAUAUAAACUAAUUAUCAUUUGAUAAGU